Molecule: messenger RNA, 1648 nt
Organism: Amphimedon queenslandica
Lineage: Eukaryota; Metazoa; Porifera; Demospongiae; Haplosclerida; Niphatidae
Exons: 8
Coding region: 57-1496 (479 amino acids)
Biological process (GO): nucleoside metabolic process
Cellular component (GO): cytosol
Molecular function (GO): adenosylhomocysteine nucleosidase activity; methylthioadenosine nucleosidase activity
Source: RefSeq, a predicted model, not a curated record
GUGAUGCAUGAUCCACCCCUAUAUUGCUGAUAAAAGCAAUUCAAUUCAGGGCUGUUAUGGCUGAAGGAGGUGAAAGUGCAAUAGAUGUGUUUGGAAAAGUACUCACAAAGCUUUCAAAAAUACUUGGGAGGGAGCCACCUUUUACCAUUGUCACUGCAGAGCUUAAUGCUAAGGGUUUGAUUGCAGAUGGUCAGCUUAGUGCUGUAAAAAGACAAGGCUUAACAAAUGAUCAAAGAGGGAAUGAAGUGGCUGAGAAGCUAAAAGAAAAGAUAGGAGACAGUGACAACCCUAAUGAAUGUGUACUCAAAAUAUGUGACGUCUUUGAAUCUGACACUGUAGACUAUCCUACAUUAAAGGGCUAUGGAGCAAAAAUGAGGAAGAGCAUUUCAAAUCAAAGCAGACAAACAUCUGGAGUCAAUAAAACAAAAAAAUGUCCCCCAAAAAAAUUUGCUGUUGAUGAUGAAACUGACGGGCCACAAGCUUCAAAACAGGGCCAUAAAAAUGAACAGGAAAGUGAUGAUGAACAGGAAAGUGAUGAUGAACAGGAAAGUGAUAAUGAACAGGAAAGUAGUGAUGAGGAUGAACCAAUGACAAAAGAUUCAAAAAACCCAACUGGACCACAAGAUAUGUCAACUCAAAUUCCAAAACAAGGUGCUGGUAACAAGAAAUUUGAUAAACAAGAAGGUCCACCAAUGUGGUUAUAUGAACAGAUGAUUCUUGAUCGUAAGCUCCCUAAGCCUGAAACCAUAGAAACUGAAGAUCUCAAGGGGAUUGAAUACCUACUUUUGCCAGCUACUGUUACUGAAAAUGAUGCAGUCGAGUAUUAUUUAAAGCUAUCAAGUUUAAACUGUUCGACUUCUAUUAAAGCUAUAGAUAUUGAUGGUUUAAUAAUAUAUGUCGGAUCUUAUGGAAAAACAAAAGUUAUGGUUACAAUGACAGCACCAGCUAAGAACAAGCAAGGUCCCGUUCAUGCUGCUGUUAUCACAACAAAGAUACUAGAAAGGUUUACGAGCAUCAAAUACGUUGUUGCUAUUGGCGUUUGUUUUGGGAAGGGUCCAUCAAAGGACCAGAAAUUAGGUGAUGUCGUUGUUUCAGAUGAAAUUUUUAAUUUUGUAAGUAAGCGUAGAGGAGUCGACGAUGACAGUCAGAGAGGUGGAAAUCAUACUUUGAGACACGAUACAGUGAAUAUCUUCAAAAAGCUUAAAAUGCCCCGUAAAAUUAAAGUUUUACAAGGUGGAAUUGUAUCAACAGCUGAUCUGAUUGAUAAUCCAGGCAUUAAGGAAGAGUUGUUUAAAAAAUUUCCUAAUGCUAUAGCAGGAGAAAUGGAAGGAAUUGGAGUAGUGACUGCUAUUGAGUACACCCUUCAACGUGUUGACGUUAUUGUCAUCAAGGGUAUCGGUGACUGGGGUGAUGGUAACAAAGAAGCCACUAAAGGAUGGAAGCCAUUUGCAGCCCGUGCUGCUGCUCAUUAUGUGCAUAAUGUACUAAAUCAAUAACAAUUUCAAAACUUUUGUAACUGACUAAUGAUUAAACUUAAAUUACAUUUUAAAAUUUAUUUUGUUAGCUUUUGCAUUUGAAAUUUUUGAUAUUUUGCUAGCUUUAAUAAUUAACAUACCAGAAAUUGAGUGAUUUUUUGUGUGAAUUUAAU